AUGGCGAUCGAAUCUAUCUCCUUUCUGUCGGCGGCCGACGACGACGACGUCGAAUCUCGGAGGGACGCCAAGCGGCCGAGGCAGACCUCCGGCGACCAAGACGACCACGCCGCCGCGUCCUGCCUCGUUCUGCUCGCCCGAGGCGGCGACGCCACGACCACCGGACGCGCCGCCGCCGCCGCAGGCAACAAUUUACCCUACGCGUGCGACUUCUGCGGCAAGGCUUUCCCGUCUUACCAGGCCCUUGGCGGCCACAAGACCAGCCACCGGGCCAAACCGCCGUCCGCCGCCUCAUCGGCGAUUCAAGAUUCGUCCACCUCCGGUAGCGGCUGUGUUCCCGGUCGGAUUCCGGCUCUGAGGGUUCACCAGUGCCCGGUCUGCCACCGGAUCUUCCCGACCGGUCAGGCCUUGGGCGGCCACAUGCGCAAGCACUACGAUGGGAUGAUUGGGAAAAACGCCGCCGCUAAACGUGGCACCAAGUGUAUCUCCGAAGAAGGCAGCGGCGCUAGCGGCGUCACCUCCGGAGACGGGGGCAGCGAUGAUGUGGUGGCUCCUGUUUGCCUGAAUUUCGACCUGAACCUACCGCCGCCGCCAGAGCAUGGUGUUGGGCUCAUUAGGUUUCUUUAA
Messenger RNA from Striga asiatica, 627 nucleotides. The record is from the annotation of a GenBank genome assembly. NCBI's taxonomy places the organism in Eukaryota, Viridiplantae, Streptophyta, Magnoliopsida, Lamiales, Orobanchaceae.